Periophthalmus magnuspinnatus is the source of this 1140-nucleotide messenger RNA. It is a transcript of the gene st8sia2, whose product is annotated as ST8 alpha-N-acetyl-neuraminide alpha-2,8-sialyltransferase 2. Gene Ontology annotation, molecular function: alpha-N-acetylneuraminate alpha-2,8-sialyltransferase activity. The record is from RefSeq and is a predicted model, not a curated record. Lineage: Eukaryota; Metazoa; Chordata; Actinopteri; Gobiiformes; Gobiidae. The transcript is spliced from 6 exons. Gene Ontology annotation, biological process: N-glycan processing; oligosaccharide metabolic process. The coding region runs from base 1 to 1140 and encodes 379 amino acids.
AUGCCGCUCGUACCGCGCGCUCUGCUCUUCGCGCUGGUCACGCUGCUCGUGGUGCUCCUGAUCGUGGAUGAUAUCACACAAGUUGAACGAGAGAGCGCAACUGAGCCGAGACUAAACCCAGACUCAACGGGACUAAACAGACAGGCUGCUGUGCGCAUCAACCCGACCCCUGGCUCCUCCUCAGUGACAGGUGUGACAGGUGCAGAGGGACCCAGUUCCAGGCAGGCAGGGAAUUGGACUUUCAACCACACCCUGGCGAAUCUCAUCAGAAAGGAGAUCCUGCACUUCUUGGACCCCGUGCGGGACAUGUCCAUUCUGAGAGGAGCAGUCAGUCCUGGAGAUACGGUCCACUACGUGCUGGACCGACACAGCAGCACCCACAUCUCAGACACCCUGUACAGGCUGCUUCCCUCAAACCCACCUCUCCGCCGGCAGUACCACCACAGCUGUGCCAUCGUGGGCAAUUCAGGCAUCUUGCUCAACAGCCGCUGUGGGCACCAGAUAGACCAGCACCCCUUUGUGAUCAGAUGUAACCUGGCCCCGGUGGAGGAGUUCUCGGUGGACGUGGGCUCCAGGACAGACCUGGUCACCAUGAACCCAUCGGUGGUGCAGCGUGCGUUCGGUGACCUGCUCACAGACGAGUGGAGACAGCGCUUCGCCCAUAGGCUGCGGGCGCUGGGGAGCAGUGUGCUGUGGGUGCCCGCCUUCAUGGCCAAAGGUGGGGAGGAGCGGGUGGAGUGGGCCUUGAGGCUGAUCCAGGAGCAGGGGCUGGAUGUGCGGACUGCUGUACCCUCACUGAGACUGCUGCAUGCUGUCAGGGGGUACUGGCUGACCAAGCACGUGCCCAUCAAGCGCCCCAGCACGGGUCUGCUCAUGUACACCCUGGCCACGCGCUUCUGCUCCCAGCUACACCUCUAUGGUUUCUGGCCCUUCCCUCUGGACUCCCACGGAGCUCCAGUCAAGUACCACUACUACGACCAGUUGACCUACCAUUACACUUCCAGCGCCGGCCCCCACGUCAUGCCUCUGGAGUACCGCACCCUGAGCGCGCUGCACAGCCAGGGGGCGCUGCAGUUGCACACGGGGCCCUGUGAGCCCGCAGAGACCACGGGGGGGCGCACUGAAGGUCUAGUGGUGUAG